CCCAAUGAGGGAGCGGGGAGGGCCGGGUGGAGGCGCUGAGGGGCCCGCCGGUUGUCUCCCCCUCCCUGUCUCGCUCGCUUUCUCGCGGUGUUUGAGGGGAGGGCUCCGCCCCCCCCGCUCUUCCCUCCCCCGCAGCAUCCUUCUUCCGAAGAGGGAACAUGGAGGCGGCCCGGACAGGCCACCUGUUCCAGCACGUAGUUGAAACACUGAGUGACAAUGCAGACAAAAAGUUCUACAACAUUGCUAAACUAGGAGGCACCAAAUAUGAUAUCCUGCCUUAUACCAUACGGGUCAUGUUGGAAACGGCUGUCCGCAACUGCGAUGGUUUCCUAGUGAAAGAAGGCGACGUUAUGAAUAUUCUGGACUGGCAAGCCAAACAGAACAACGUUGAAGUGCCCUUCUGUCCUGCCAGAGUCCUUCUCCAAGAUUUCACUGGAAUUCCUGCAAUGGUAGAUUUUGCUGCCAUGAGGGAAGCUGUGAAGAACCUUGGAGGAGACCCUGCACAGGUCCAUCCCGCCUGCCCAACAGAUCUUACUGUGGACCAUUCUUUGCAGAUUGACUUCAGUAAAUGUGCAAUACAGAACACUCCCAAUCCUGGAGGUGGUGAUCCCCCACGACCCCCUUCCUCAAAACUCUCUCCGCUUAAAGCUCCUCGAAAGCUCCCAUGCCGAGACCAGUCCAGCUGCAAAGGACCAUGCGAUGGAGAAUCAAAGCGGAACUCGGGGCCGUUUUCUGUGCAGAUUGAGAACACCCCCCUGCUGUGUCCUUUUCAUCUUCAACCAGUGCCUGAGCCUGAAACAGUAUUAAAGAAUCAAGAGAUGGAAUUUGGAAGAAAUAAAGAGAGACUCCAGUUUUUUAAGUGGGGUUCCAAAGUUUUCAGAAAUGUCUCAGUAAUUCCUCCCGGAACAGGAAUGGCCCAUCAGAUGAAUCUGGAAUACCUGUCAAGAGUAGUAUUUGAUGUCAAAGACUUUCUCUAUCCUGACAGUGUUAUUGGCACAGAUUCUCAUACAACCAUGGUGAAUGGCUUGGGAAUCUUGGGGUGGGGUAUGGGUGGAAUCGAAACAGAAGCAGUCAUGCUGGGGCUACCUGUCACCCUCACUUUGCCCGAGGUGGUUGGGUGUGAACUGACUGGGUCGGCCAGCUCGCUCGCUACAUCAAUAGAUGUAGUCCUAAGCAUUACAAAGCAACUAAGGCAAGCAGGAGUAUCUGGAAAAUUUGUGGAGUUCUUUGGCCCUGGAGUUUCCCAUCUUUCCAUUGGGGACCGAACCACCAUCGCAAACAUGUGUCCAGAAUAUGGUGCUAUUCUGAGCUUUUUCCCUGUAGAUGAUGUAACGUUAAAGCACUUAAAGCAUACAGGCUUCGAUGACACCAAACUUAAGUCUAUGGAGGCAUAUCUUAAAACUGUGAAACUGUUUAGAAAUUACCAGUAUUCUGCUAAAGAACCUGAAUAUUCCCAGAUCAUACAUAUAAACCUGGGUUCUAUCACACCGUAUGUAAGUGGUCCCAAAAGGGCCCAGGAUAGAGUGGCUGUAACAAACAUGAAGAGUGACUUUCAAGCAUGCUUAAGUGAAAAGGUUGGCUUCAGAGGCUUUCAGAUUCCUGCUGAAAAGCAGCACGAUGUAAUUCCUGUUGAAUAUGAAGGAAACGAGUACAAAUUGGCUCACGGAUCAGUCGUCAUUGCUGCUGUCAUCAGCUGUACGAACAACUGCAAUCCCUCUGCAAUGCUAGGAGCAGGUUUAUUGGCUAAAAAAGCCACUGAAGCUGGUCUGACUGUUAAACCUUACAUAAGAACGAGCCUGUCGCCUGGGAGUGGAACGGUCACGCACUAUCUCAGUUCCAGCGGUGUAUUACCGUACCUCAAUAAACUUGGGUUUGAGGUCAUUGGUUAUGGCUGUUCCACGUGUGUUGGGAAUACUGCACCUUUGCCAGAAGCCAUUCAGAAUGCGAUUAUACAGGGCGACUUGGUGGCCUGUGGCGUUGUGUCUGGAAACAAAAACUUUGAAGGCCGACUCUGCAGCUGUAUCCGUGCCAACUACCUGGCUUCUCCCUCCCUUGUUGUCGCUUAUGCUAUUGCAGGAACUGUGAAUAUUGAUUUCCAGACUGAGCCACUAGGGGUUAAUCCUGAUGGCAGAAAUAUCUUCCUGCAUGAUAUUUGGCCUUCUCGGGAAGAACUUCAGCAAAUAGAGGAGGAAUUUGUAAUAUCAUCCAUGUUUAAAGAAUUGAAAAUAAAAAUGGAGAAAGGAAAUAAGCGUUGGAACUCUCUGGAGGCACCUGAAUCAACUUUAUUUACCUGGGAUUCAAAGUCUACUUACAUCCGAUGUCCUUCAUUUUUUGAUAAGCUGGCCAAAGACCCGCUUCCUCCCCAGUCCAUUGAAAAUGCACACGUCUUGCUGCAUUUGGGAGACUCUGUCACAACUGAUCAUAUCUCACCUGCAGGAAGCAUUGCGAGGGGAAGUGCUGCAGCGAGAUAUUUGAUAAAUAAGGGCCUCACACCCCGCGAGUUCAACUCGUAUGGGGCUCGCCGGGGGAACGAUGCUGUGAUGACCAGAGGCACCUUUGCAAACAUCAAGCUUUUAAAUAAAUUCAUUGGCAAGCCAGCUCCUAAAACAAUCCACUUCCCCACAGGACAGACGCUGGAUGUAUUUGAUGCAGCUGAGUUAUAUCGGAAAGAAAGUAUCCCCCUGAUUAUCUUAGCAGGCAAGAAAUAUGGAUUGGGGAGCUCAAGAGACUGGGCUGCCAAAGGACCUUUUUUACUGGGAGUGAAAGCAGUGAUUGCAGAAAGCUAUGAGAAGAUCCAUAAAGGUCAUUUGAUUGGAAUGGGCAUUGCACCACUUCAGUUUCUCCCUGGGGACAGUGCACAGUCUUUGGGCCUAACUGGCAAAGAACAGUUUUCUAUCUUCUUCCCUCAAGAGUUAUCGCCCGGAAUCACCCUGUGUGUGAAGACGAGUACAGGAAAAGUGUUCCACGUGGCUGCCUCAUUUGACAGUGAUGUAGAAAUAACCUUGUACAAGCACGGCGGUGUCCUGAACUAUGUGGUUCGAAGGCUGUUGUAAAGCCCCAUCGACACCUCAGAGGACUGCAGACCCACCCAACCUCCUGAUGGCUUGCUGAAGCCUUCCUCUCCUUUUGGAACUGCUGACAGCCCCAUUGUGCUCAGAUACUUUGUCCAUGGAUGUAAAAGAUUGUGAAAUUGUUGUAGUAACUGCAGCAAGGCCCUUCUGGAUUUUAAAAUACUCGAAUGGUGCUAUUGACAUUGCUAGACGUUGAUGUGUGUGUUGUGAAAAGAGAUCUGUAAGUAUGAGGGAAGGGGGGUUAUCUUAGACCAUUUUGUAUAUAAAUUAUGUGAAAACCUGAAACUGAAUUGUGAAGAUUUUAAGCCAGAUUUCCUGCUGUUCUUUCCCCUCUUAAUUUUUUGCACCUUUUAACUUUCUACUGCUGUUUAUUGGUUUGAGCAUAGCACAUGGCUUAAGGAUGUAUGAUUUCCUUCUUUUAAAAUUCAGAAGAUCCAAGAUUCUGACAAUGAACCCCAAAAACACCCGCAGAUCCAGAUUACUGUAUCAGCCAUCCACUAGAAAGUUUAAGGGAGGCUGACCUAGUUAAUAAUAGUCUUUUAUCAGCCUUCCCCUACUUGGUGCCUUCCAGAAAAGUGGGAGAGUUCUCAGAACUCUCAGCAGUGGCCUCAUUGGGUGGAGAUUUCUGGGAAUCAGUCCACACGCUGAAGGGGGUACUCUCAGAGCAGAAAUCUGCUCCGUGAAGAGAGACUUCCUUAUGAAAAGUUCCAAAACUGACAUUCAAUUGGGGGAAUUUGAAAUAGAAGCUUGCAGUGAUCCCUCUGGCUCCCUCGGUGACCUUUUGAUGAGUGGCUAUCAUGGAAUUGAAUUGGAUGGUUUUGUCUCUUGCUUCAACAGCAUCAGCCUUCUUUCCUCAGCUGGCCUUUGGCUGUUAACAGGUAUUGAGCAGUAUUGUCUGCCCAUCAGAAGAACAGGGAAGAGUUUUCAUUUUUUUCUCUUCAGUCUGUGCAGCGAACAAACCUGUUGGGUUUCAAAUGAGUAGUGUCCGAUUUUUCUUCCCAUUGUUCUGAUCUUUCCAAAAUGACUUUAUUUGUGAUGGCACGUGGCAGUGGCGUUAUUCUGAGGAGCAAUCUCUGAUUAAGAAUUCCAUACUUCCGCAGAUCUUUACAGUAAUUUUGAGUUUAUUACUACAGGAAUUUCUGUAGCAGAAAACAUCCUGAGCCCUAACUCACUAAAAAGUCUCUUCCACUUAUGUUGUUUAUAGAGCUGUUUUUUUUAAAGCAAACAGACUUCAUGUAAUAGAAUAAACACUCUAUUUCCAGUAAAUGGUAUGUCACUAAAAACAUCCAUGAAGCUCUGAAAGACAAUUUUUUAAUUUGGACACUUACUAGAUUCUUUUUUUGAGAAAUUAAAGAAGAAACGAUUAAAUGAUUAGAAAUACACUUUGCAGAGGCAGUGAUAAAAAUCUGUGGAACAUUUCUGCCCGGUCCUUUUGAACCUUAGAUGUUUUUCCAACAAGCUCUUUAAGCAAGUAUCAUAUACAUUUUUUUUUCUUGAAUCAAUAUUUUCUCUGCCAUAUCAGCUGUGCUGUAUGUUUGCCUACCUUAUUGUUUUCUUAUCAGUUCACUGACAUAGAUGGCUUUCUUUUAUUAUUCCAUUUGAAUGAACUGCUUGGAGUUCUGUCUUGAUCACAGAUGGCAAAAGAUAAUAAGGAUAUUUCACUCAUUUCUUUCAGCUUCAAGGCAUCUUCUCUACUGUUAGGUUAAGGACACUGUUCUCUGCUCCAAAGUAAAAUGCAUGCUCCUAGAAACCAGUGUGCCUUAUAGACACACCCCACAGUCCUCUAACUCAGGGUUCCUCAACCUUGGCCACUUUAAGACGGGUGGACUUCAACCCCCAGA
This is a messenger RNA of Python bivittatus (Burmese python), 4912 nucleotides long. RefSeq names its product iron responsive element binding protein 2 (gene IREB2). NCBI's taxonomy places the organism in Eukaryota, Metazoa, Chordata, Lepidosauria, Squamata, Pythonidae. The record is from RefSeq and is a predicted model, not a curated record.